This is a messenger RNA of Ylistrum balloti, 1377 nucleotides long. RefSeq lists its product as uncharacterized. The coding region runs from base 1 to 1377 and encodes 458 amino acids. Gene Ontology annotation, biological process: DNA integration. The record is from RefSeq and is a predicted model, not a curated record. Gene Ontology annotation, molecular function: nucleic acid binding. The transcript has a single exon. NCBI's taxonomy places the organism in Eukaryota, Metazoa, Mollusca, Bivalvia, Pectinida, Pectinidae.
AUGUCAAGAGCAGAAACAUCUGUGUUUUGGCCCGGCAUAUGCAACGACAUCACCAAGCUUAGAAACUCAUGCAACCAUUGCAACAGAAAUGCCCCAUCCCAACCCAGCGCCCCGCCAACUCCAUCUGUCUACCCCUUAUAUCCAUUUCAGUGUGUUUGUGCCGACUUUUUCCACUACAAAGGCGGCAAUUACCUGGUGAUUGUAGACAGAUACUCAAAUUGGCCAAUUGUUGAAAGGGCACAAGAUGGCGCAUCUGGCCUUGUUGAUUGCUUACGCCGCACAUUCGUCACAUUUGGAAUACCAGAUGAACUGUCUUCUGAUGGCGGCCCGGAAUUUACAGCUUCAACAACCAGAGAUUUCCUAAAAACAUGGGGUGUGCACCACAGGCUUUCUUCUGUAGCCUUUCCUCAUAGCAAUUGUAGAGCAGAAGUUGGCGUGAAGACUGUGAAGCGCAUGAUCACAAACAACACUGGUCCAAAUGGUGAAUUGGACACAGACUCCUUCCAGCGUGCAGUGCUGCAAUACCGUAACACUCCAGACAGGGAUACGAAAUUAUCGCCAGCAAUGUGUGUUUUUGGGCGGGCCAUUCGAGACUUCAUCCCAAUCUUACCAGGCCGCUAUAAGCCACACGAGACAUGGAGUGAUACGCUUACCCUGAGAGAAGAGGCUUUACGUAUCAGACACAUGAAGACCGCCGAACGCUUAGCUGAACAUACGAAGCGUCUGCUGCCACUAAAAGUUGGAGACCUCGUCAGGAUUCAAAACCAAACUGGACCAUAUCCGAGAAAAUGGGAUAAAACCGGAACUGUUAUAGAGGUUCACCAAUAUGACCAAUACGUCGUACGUAUCGACGGGUCGGGCAGAAUCACGCUUCGCAAUCGAAAGUUUCUACGCAAGUAUACACCUGUGUAUUCUCCCCCUGAAAAGCAAUCCAUAGAGCAGGACUUGAAACAUUACUUCAAAAGGGACAUUCCAAACUUUACACCACCGACGAGCGGAACUCCAGUGGUCCCGGCAAAUCCUUUGAAGCCCAGUCUGGACAUCAAUCCACAAGGGAUCAGUAAGCGUGCACCAGCUUCACAAGAUCUGAGUAACAGUCCACCUCCUGUGCAGGAUAGGACGUCUCAUACAGUCCAAUCUAAACCGCAAACACCCUUGGCAUUGGACGGAUCCCCACAAAUGGUUAAUUCGUCUCCCUCUCCAGCAUCGCCCAGGCUACCGCCGUCACCACAUCCUCCAACUACCUCACCUGCAACACCAGUCACACCCAGGAGGAUCGUGACAAACAGACCAGAGCAACUAUCCGUUGACCUUACCCCAAGACGUCCUAAUCGACAACGACAAGAGCCAAAAUGGCUUAGUGAUUAUGAGCAUUAA